Ananas comosus (pineapple) is the source of this 1077-nucleotide messenger RNA. RefSeq names its product GPI-anchored protein LLG1-like. The transcript has 3 exons. The record is from RefSeq and is a predicted model, not a curated record. Lineage: Eukaryota; Viridiplantae; Streptophyta; Magnoliopsida; Poales; Bromeliaceae. The coding region runs from base 249 to 740 and encodes 163 amino acids.
AAACAAAUAAAUAAAUAAUCAAACCAUUUCACCGGAGGUAACGACUAUCACCGUCGCUUUGGGUCUUCGUGCCGCGUUUUUUUCUCCACUCGGUCGUAGUCGUAGCUCAUCGAUUGUGCCUGUUCUGGCUCUACUCUCUCUUUCUACUCUCUUUUUACUCUCUUUGUGGUUUCGAGCUCGCUCCAAAUCGAAAAGCGGAGGCGGCGGAGGAAACCCUAGAAAGAUCCUCGACCUCUGGCUACUGAGAGAUGGGGAUCGAUCGAAGCGUCUUCUCGUGGAUGCUUCUCUUUGUGGGUUUGAGUGGAUUAGCUUCUUGUAGCUUCGUCUCAGAUGACGUGUUAAAGCCGCAUGGAUCGACGGGACGGAGUUUGUUGCAAGCCAAGAAGAGUUGCUCUAUGAGCUUUGAGUUCCUGAACUACACAAUCAUCACGAGCAAAUGCAAGGGGCCGCAAUACCCUGCUUCCCUCUGCUGCUCUGCUUUCUUGGAAUUCGCAUGCCCGUAUGCAGAUUAUUUGAAUGAUGCCACUACUGACUGCGCAUCAUCAAUGUUCUCUUACAUCAACCUAAAUGGCAGGUACCCUCCAGGCCUAUUUGCUAGUGAGUGCCAAGGAGAAAAGGAAGGGCUUGCGUGCCCCCCUUCUUCCUCGCCCGACGCUGCCGAUGCUCCGCAUUCAGCUCAAAGACUUACUAUAGCUUUGAUUGCUUCUAUGUGUGCAAUUCUUGUUGCCAUCCUAUUCUAGUGAAGGCCGGAGAGUGUAUAUCAUUUAUUGGCUUGUUGCUGAAUGGUUGUUGAUCUGUUUCAAGUGCACUUGCAUUGUUGGUCAUGAUAAUACUUGGUCGGUUUUCUUGUUGGAAGCUUGUAAAUUUGAUUCCUGGCUAAUGACAGGUAACUCUGUGGUAGCCCAAGCUGUUAAGAGUUUUCUAUUUGUACUAUUUUUGCGCUCGAUAUGUUCAAACACACAUGCUCGCGCUUCACUACCAUGUAAAAUAGCCAAUUAUGUUCGAUUCAAACUAUGAUGUACAUUUUGUACUAUUUUGUAUUCGCUGUACUGGGGCGAUCAUGUGCUGUUACUUCUA